GAAUGGAAGCAACAUAAUAUCAAUAUGAAAGAAGACUUACUGGAAGGUAUCAUUGAAAAUGAGACAAAUGUUGAAGGCGCUGAUAAUAAUGUAGAUGAUUGUGAUGACCAAAAUAUGACACUUCAACAACGUAGUGAUGGUCUUGCACAUAUAAAAAUUAAUGAUAAUCUCUAUGAAGAAGACAAUCGUUCAAUGUUGCAACAAACAAUUUUUGAUAACCAGCAAGCACGGCAAUUAACUAGAGACGACAGUGAUAGGAAACAAAUAAAUGAUGAUGAUACUAAAAUGUUCAGUGAACCAAUUUCUCAACAAGAAAUUCAAGGAGUUCAGGGACAGGAAAUAAAUGAAACGAUUAAUUCAUAUGACUUUAUUCCUAAUAAAAAACGUCGUCAUCAGGCACUUCAAGACAUAUUGAAUAAUCCAAGGUAUCAACAUAAUAUUUAUCGCCAAAUAGCAAAUAAACAUCUUGUGGACUAUCGUUUAAAAAUGGAAAACCAGAUGCACGCAAAAUAUAAUAUUCACGAACGUAUCUAUAAAGUUGGUGAUCUAGUGAAAAUUCAAAUUGCUAAGAUUGAUCGUGGACCCGGUGAUCCUGGUGAAGUUUUGCCACUUGGGCCGAAAGAGUUUCCUGAAUUGAAUAAUCCAUCAACUGAUACAACUAUCAGUAUCAUUGAAGCUGCAAGACUUCAAUCCAAUUCUCUUGCAA
Racocetra fulgida is the source of this 706-nucleotide messenger RNA. The record is from the annotation of a GenBank genome assembly. NCBI's taxonomy places the organism in Eukaryota, Fungi, Glomeromycota, Glomeromycetes, Diversisporales, Gigasporaceae.